Molecule: messenger RNA, 4222 nt
Organism: Camellia sinensis
Lineage: Eukaryota; Viridiplantae; Streptophyta; Magnoliopsida; Ericales; Theaceae
Source: RefSeq, a predicted model, not a curated record
AUGGACAAAGGGUUGAUUGUUGCUGCUGCAUGCUUUUGGUCGCAAUCUUGUAACUCUCUACUCCUCAAUUUUGGUAUGAUUUCCCCUACCAUCUUAGAUGUAGCUCACUUGACUGGUCUCCCAAUCUUGGGCAAUCCAAUUCAUGCUCUCCUUGAGCCUCCAAAAGUGAGCUUUACUUUAAACACAGACAUGUGCUAUACAAAUUUUGCCCAAAAAUACAAAGGCAAGCUUGGUUCCCCUGUCUACGACAAAGAAAGAACUGCUUUUUACUUACUUUGGCUUUGUGAGUUUCUUUUUUGUGUACCUGGGUACAAGAUCACGAAAGAGUACCUCCCCCUUGCCUUGUGUAUCCAAGAUGGCCAACUUAUGGUUUUAGCCCCUUAUCUUCUUGCCACUCUUUACAAGGCCCUAUUUUCCUUUGUCCACAAGAAGAUUUCUGGCAACUGUGGUGGCCCCUUCUGGCUCUUCCAGGCCUGGUUGUAUGCCUAUUUCCCUGAGGCACGACCCCUACCAGCUAACACCGUGAAACCUGUUUUCUACUCCUAUGCUGAGCAACUGCUCACUUAUAACAGCCAACCCAUCCUCACUUUCAGAAAUCAGCUUACCAUGUUUUACAACCUUCCUUCGAAGAGACCUUCCAACCUGUACAUGCCAUUUCAAAACUUUGAAUUCUCCUCCAGUAGACUUCGCUUCCUCUUUGUAGACCCUUCUGAUUUACACAAUGAGCAAGUCCAAGAACAAAAUGAGAGUUGGAGACACAUUCUCACCUGUAGACAUGUCUUGGUUGGCUGUUCCAUAUCCUCCGCCAAGCUAUCCAGCUGCAGUUUUGAGACAUACUGUCCCAAUCAAUGGUCCAGGCAAUUUGGUCUUUCCCAGGCUAUCCCUUAUCCUUAUUUCCACCCAACCAUCCAUGAGGAGAUUGGAUCCAGAAUCCACUUGAAAGAUCCUACACAAGCUGAAUCCAUUCUGACAGAGAACACCAAACUUUUCCAAGAUUUUGGCCCCUUCUUCUUCAAACCUGCUUCGGACUACUCGGCUGCUUUUGACCAUUGGUGGGGACUUAUGACUGCCAUUAUUUUCUGCAAGCCACUUGAAAGCUGCCUUAACGAUACUUGUAUUCAUAUUCAGGGCCGCAUAUCCUCGCCUUCCAAGCUUAAGGCUACAGCCAAAAUUGUGCCUGUUGCUGAACCAUUGGUUAGGGACCAACGUAAAGGCAAGGAUCCAAUGGAUGCAACUACUCAGACAAACACCCCCUCAGUUCCGAAAUUAAUGGCAGACUCUUUCGCAGCCGCGCAGACACAAGCACAGAGAGGAACUACCACCCGUACCCCUGCCGAGACAGAGGUCACGACGAAGAAGAGAGAAGAGCCUUCCACUGCUCCUGCUCUAAGCACAGACCUAAGUGAGUGGGAUAUCCCUCUCAGCCAAAUGGUUGGCCAAACAACAUCAAAUCAUUCAGGGCAGCUCUACCAAGUAAGCCUUCACUUUACAUAUUUACAGCAUCUCAAUUUCCAUUCACGCCCGACUGAUCACUUACUUUUGUGCAGAGAAAAAGAAGGAGAUUACUCCUUGCUGCUGCUGAUGAUAACGAUGCUUCCACUUCUCCUCAACACAUUCAUCAAAUUCCCAGUCCAAUCAUCUUCGCCACAGCAAUCCACACAGUCUGCAUCACAACAUCCUUCCACUUCUCCUCAACACAUUCAUCAAAUUCCCAGUCCAAUCAGUAAUGUACCCACAGAACCCACUGUACAACCAACUCCACCACCACCUGAAGCAUCGCAACAAACUCCCUUACAACCUGCUUCACAGUCUUCGCCACAGCAAUCCACACAGUCUGCAUCACAACAUCCUUCCACUUCUCCUCAACACAUUCAUCAAAUUCCCAGUCCAAUCAGUAAUGUACCCACAGAACCCACUGUACAACCAACUCCACCACCACCUGAAGCAUCGCAACAAACUCCCUUACAACCUGCUUCACAGUCUUCGCCACAGCAAUCCACACAGUCUGCAUCACAACAUCCUUCCACUUCUCCUCAACACAUUCAUCAAAUUCCCAGUCCAAUCAGUAAUGUACCCACAGAACCCACUGUACAACCAACUCCACCACCACCUGAAGCAUCGCAACAAACUCCCUUACAACCUGCUUCACAGUCUUCGCCACAGCAAUCCACACAGUCUGCAUCACAACAUCCUUCCACUUCUCCUCAACACAUUCAUCAAAUUCCCAGUCCAAUCAGUAAUGUACCCACAGAACCCACUGUACAACCAACUCCACCACCACCUGAAGCAUCGCAACAAACUCCCUUACAACCUGCUUCACAGUCUUCGCCACAGCAAUCCACACAGUCUGCAUCACAACAUCCUUCCACUUCUCCUCAACACAUUCAUCAAAUUCCCAGUCCAAUCAGUAAUGUACCCACAGAACCCACUGUACAACCAACUCCACCACCACCUGAAGCAUCGCAACAAACUCCCUUACAACCUGCUUCACAGUCUUCGCCACAGCAAUCCACACAGUCUGCAUCACAACAUCCUUCCACUUCUCCUCAACACAUUCAUCAAAUUCCCAGUCCAAUCAGUAAUGUACCCACAGAACCCACUGUACAACCAACUCCACCACCACCUAAAGCAUCGCAACAAACUUCCUUACAACCUGCUUCACAGUCUUCGCCACAGCAAUCCACACAGUCUGCAUCACAACAUCCUUCCACUUCUCCUCAACACAUUGUCCCUUCUGUCUCUAGCCCUCAACCAUCACCAUCAAACCCCUCCAAUUCCCAAACGUCAAACAAAGAAUCACAGAGGAUUGAAUUUGACAUUUCAAUCAACAGCCAAUCCUCUCCAACAGAUGACAACACAAAAUCCCCUCAACCAGAAGUUCACCACAACCAAGGGAUGGACAUAAUACAGGACUCAUCUCCACGACCAAUGGGCGAGACAGAACUUGAAGGUCCUCAUGACUUUCCCCUGCUAGCAGAACCAGAGAAACACCCUCAAGGCGCUGAUGCUGCCAUCUCAUCAGUACCAGAAACAACUCGUCCUCAUGCGACAACCACAGCUGAACAAGGCCAACCGUCUGCGUGCACGUUAUCAGGACAGGCCGUCGGUCCAUGCCAGGAUAUUUGGGCCGAAGUUUCUAUUCUUCAACAAGAUCUAGACGAAAUAUCCCCAUUGCCUCAAAGGCUACAUCUGUUUGAUGCUGAAACUCAACAAACCUUAACCACCUUCAUCAACCUCAUUAACACCCCAGUUGAAGAAAUCAUUCUCCACAAACCUGAUGAAACCUUGGCCUGUCUUUCUGCUGUUGUAAACCUCUCCCCUAAUCCUUUCAACCCCAUUCAACUAAAGCAAUUGGCCAAGAUCAUCACAGAAUGGCCAACCCUUUCAGAGAUGGUUCAGACUUGCUCGAAGGAUAUUCAAACCAAUAAGGAUUUCCUAAACGAAGCCCACACCAUAUCUACUUCACUCAAACUCAGCCAGCAGACCUCUGCAGCCAUUCUUCAGCAACACUCAGCACUUGAACUUGAGGAAGCCAAACUCAUGGCAGAACUUGCCUCUGUCCGGCAAAGAAAGGCUCAUCUGCAGCAGCAACACGACCAGCUUAAUCAAGAAGCAAGGAUGAUGCUCUCCCAAAUUAGACAUCGUUCUGCAUCCAUUCAGACAACUAAAGCUGAGUUGGACCAAGCCCAAGCCAUGCUGGCAGAUGCUCAAUCAGAGUGGGGUGUUCUAGGCGUUCUGUUCCCCAAAUCCUAGGCUAGUUUAUAUAUGUAUUCUUUUGUAUUGCACACCUAGGAAUGAUUUGGAAAGGUAGGAAUGAUUGCCUUUUUAAUGAUAAGAUUGUUGAUGGGCCUGAAUUGGCUGAGAUGGUGAAAGUGAGGGUUGCACUUUGCUGUAAGCAAAGUUAUAGAGGCCUACAGUAUUCAGUGGACGACAUAUAUUGUAUUCUGGAUAGUAUCAAAGUCUCAUUUAGGGGGUGGUGUUUGGUGUUUUUUGAAACUGGGGUGCAGGAGUUUGGUCAAGCUGUGGUAUGCAGGAUUUUGGUCAGUCUGUGGUAUUACCAUAUCUUCUUGGUGGCUACUUUUGCUCUGCUGUGCUUCAAUGUUGCUAUGCUUUGCCUUAUUUUUGGCUUGUUGCUCUGGCUUAGUUUAUGGGGUCAAGCAUGCUCAUUUCUGGUUGCUGCUCUGCUGUGCUUCAAAUCUGCUCUGCUAUAUAUGUACUCUGC